Molecule: messenger RNA, 4758 nt
Organism: Paramisgurnus dabryanus
Lineage: Eukaryota; Metazoa; Chordata; Actinopteri; Cypriniformes; Cobitidae
Gene: crsp7
Product: cofactor required for Sp1 transcriptional activation, subunit 7
Biological process (GO): regulation of transcription by RNA polymerase II; positive regulation of gene expression
Cellular component (GO): nucleus; mediator complex; core mediator complex
Molecular function (GO): transcription coregulator activity
Source: RefSeq, a predicted model, not a curated record
AUCCGCUCACUUUCCCGCCACCCGAGCCUCGAAGCUCGCUUUCCCCUACACAAUUACAUUUCGUUGCUUUAUUUGAAAGCGUGUGGAGCUCAGCACGGCGUCGGAGAUGUGAGCUCGAGCUCCCGUUAGCCAGCUUGCUAACUGAGAGGCACAUUUAUCUUACGCGCUGUGCUAACCAAGCAGCCAGACAGGCUGGAUUUAAGCACAGACUUCAGACAUAAAUCGGCAGUGAGGUGUUUUAUACACCCACCCAUCUUGUUUUAAGGUGAACGAUGUGACCAGACACAGAUGACAUGCUGUAUGAAGUCUGCGUGACAGACAUGUUGUCCGUUAGCCGUUCGGUGUCAAGCUACCUGCUAGUUUUGAAGUCGAUAGCAAUGGGGUGCGUUUAAGUCAUGAACGAUUUGGUCGACGCUUAAUUUAAGUUGUUUAGUAUGCAUACUGUUCAUCAAUACGUUGGGAAAUGUUGUUGUGUGAUUAACGUUAUAUAUGGCAGAUCAAGACUAAAGUAAGCUUAAUAUGUGGCUAACGUUAGGUGACACAUUGACACUAGCAUCGCGUUAGCUUAUGACUUUUCAUUGAGUUAAGUGUGUUGGCUUGAUUCUGUCUAUAAACCAAACACACGAGCAAUGGUUUUGUACAGAUUCGUUAAUAUAUUAUAUAUGAAAUCGUAAAAGCGAUCUCAAAUGUGAAUGCGUGUGGACCUGUGUGUAAGCUAACCUGAGCACACAUAACCAGCUGCUUUUCAGUGUGCAGUGCUAACUAAAUUCCUCUGGCUGGAAAAAAUAACAGCCAGACUGAAAAGUUCACUAGGCUAACUCGCCAACCGCCCUUACAAGAGAGGAGAAACUAGUUAUUGUAAGGGGCAUGUGGAAAGUUGUCACCAUAGAGAUCCAAAGCAGACCAAAUAGCAUAUCAUAGCAUUAGGGCUUUAAUGUAGGUUCUCUUUUCACGGCAUUGAGUCCUAUAGGUUUGUCUAAUUUCUGCUUUAUUGUCUAACAACUUAUAUGUUGGAUUUAGUUAGAUUUUGGGUUCUGGUUUAUUGCUGUGGCUGAUAUUUAUCGAUUUGGCCGAUAGUCUUUCCAUUCCUUAAAUUCUUUGAUAAUUAAGAAAGGCCACUCAAAUGUCAAGUCUCUGUAUGACGGACAAAAGAAUUAGCCAUUAUCAUUCACUGUUUUUAAUUUUAUGUAAACUUACAUUGUUUUACACACAACAACACUCAAGUGUGCAUCAAAGUCCUAUUCAUACAGUACAGUGAGCUGUCAGAUGUACAGCUCAGCGGUAGUUUCAGCAGGGAGCACAGGUGUGAUGUAAACAAACUUGUAACAUUUUACCUUACAAUCACAAAUCCUGUGACUGAUCUGUAACAUGGUUGCAGUUCUUGAUGUUAUUACGAAUUUGGAGAAAUACCCCAUCACCAAAGAAGCACUUGAGGAAACACGCUUAGGAAAGCUAAUUAAUGAUGUAAGGAAGAAAACGAAGGAUGAGGACCUUGCCAAACGUGCCAAGAAACUCUUGCGGAACUGGCAAAGGCUCAUCGAGCCUGGCCAAAGUGACACUCCUGGGAGAGGAGUGCCAAACGUCCCGGGCUCUGCCAAUGGAGGUGCUCACCCCUGCCGGACAGAAACGCCUCCAGCGGUACCCCCGGCAAGCAAGAUUGCUCCAGAGCUCAAAACCAGAAAUGACAUCCACAACACUUACUCUCCAAAGGCGGAGAAAUCUAGCAGAAAACGGCGGGCGGAGCAGAGGGAUACCCCCCAUUUGCCAGCCAAAAUGAUAAAAACAUCCAUUUAUGAGCAAAUGUUUUCUUCCUCCCCACCAUCAAAUGGAAUUAGGGGAAGUCCUGAGUCUCUCCUAGAGAAAGAUGAGGACGCACCCUCUGACAGAAUCCGCACCGAGCACCUUGAGAAUGACAGACAGAACAAAAUUCCUGUCAAUGCUGUCAAGCCUCAUCCGAGCUCUCCCGGGCUAACCAAACCACCUAGCACUUCCUCUUUACUCAAAACGUCAGUGUUACAGCAGCAUGCGCGAAUGGAUGGGGCUGGUGGUGGGCAGCAUCAACCUAAAAGCCCUCGAUACUCCUCAAGUCCACGUAGUGUAACACUCGAGACAAUGGCCAAGAGGUCUUCAACAUAUGCACCUAAAGGGACUCUUUCGAGCCCAUCGCAGAAUUCUGCCCAAGUGCCCUCUCCUUUGCCUACAUUGCAGCCUUUAACCUCCCCAGCCCAAGUGUGCAUUGGCGACGGUCCGUCCUCGGUAGGGCUGGAAGACUCGAUGCACUUGCACAGGUCAACAGAAAGAGUCUCCCAGCCCCCACUCAGCAGCGUAACACUGGAGCCGCUAUCCGGCUCCCCGCUCGCCUCCCACCAAGCGACCCACAGCUUGGAGGCCUCAGAGACCAAGAGCGAGCGAGAGGGAGCAACUUCCAACUCGGAUGGCAAAAAGCGUAAGAAAUACAGGUCCAGAGACUACAUGGUAAACCUUCAGGGCCAGACAUCGGAGGACAGGACCAAGCCUGUGCGGUUAAAAGAACGUAGGUUGACGUUUGAUCCCGUGACGGGACAGAUAAAGCCCCUCACUCCGAAAGAAACUCACCACGAGGAAGAGUGCCAAGGACCGCCAGUUACAGAGGUCACAAGGACUGAGAUACCCCAACAAAAACCGCCACCUCCUGUCCCCAACCCCUUUCAACAGACGAACUGGAAGGAGCUGUCCAGAAACGAAAUUAUUCAAUCCUACCUUAAUCUUCAGAGCAAUGUUCUCACAUCCUCUGGAGCGCAGACCCACGGGGCGCACUUUUUCAUGACUGAAUAUUUGAAACGAGAGGAACACGACGUAAAAGAGUCCAGGAAAACGCACGUUUUAGUACCGAGCAGCUCCGUUACCGAACUACCCGGGGUGACUCGGGAGGUAACAAAUGAGGACCUUCUCAGAAUACACAGUGAACACUGGCAAGGGGUGAACGGUUGCCAUGACACCAAGGGAACCUGGUAUGAUUGGACAGAGUGUAUAUCAUUGGAUCCUCAUGGUGAUGAGAGCAAAUUGAACAUCCUGCCAUAUGUUUGCCUAGACUGAGAGAACAGGGAUUAUGCUGACCUGAGUUGGAAAGGUUUCCCAAAAAGUUCCCACUGCGAGUUCGAGGAGAUCGAGAGAUUCUCUCCUCGUUGCUCUGUGCUAGGUUCAUCUUACAAGUGUAAUGAAUGAACAGGGGUUGUUCCAAGUUCAGCUUUCCACAGGAAGGAGCUGAAAAGGUGUCCUGUUUGUAAUGUGCUGCUACCAACGAGAAUUUGCAAACAAGGGUUGUAUAUAAUGGCUCGCAGGGAUUUAACAGGGCCAGUUAUUGCACAAUGUGUGAAUAGGAGGUCAGAGCAAGCAUCGAGCAGUACGGAUACGUUUGAAAGCAAGUCGAGAACAUUUUUUGGCAGUUACAAAAAGCUUUAUGUGACAAAGAAUAAAUUAUAAAAGUUUCUUAUCAUGUAUGCAUCUAUUUAUUUGACCGUUUGUUUCUUUUCAUUUUUCUUAUAAGAAGGUUAUCCACUAAGAUGUGCAAAUAUGUUGGAGGCGUUUCAUAUUUGCCCCUUGUUUGCGAGGCAUAUUUAAGUCGAUUAAAUUCACAUACAUGUGCUAAUUGCAGUAGAUACCGACAUUCCAUACUGUAUGAGCAUCAUUUAUUGCUUAAUGUUUCUUUCUCAGUAUAGCUAAAAUAAGUGAUUUUCAUAUGAGAGAAAAGCAAUCUAUUUUUAGAUGUGUUAAAUAAACAAUAUUUUAAAAAGAUCUGUUUGCCUAGAAAAUUGUAAAAAUAAAAACACAAAUAUGGAUGUCAAAAAGAAAUAAGUAUCGAGUCCUAGAUCGGAAUGUUUGAAUGCAGUGAACGGUUACAGAGGGUGCUACUCUUCAUCUUCAUACUGUGAGGGCAGGAAAGCAGGAAAAUGUUAAUAUGCUGGAAAUAUACUUGUUAUCAUUCCUUUAGAUAUUUUUUGCCUUACUAAAAAACAUUCAACAAUGACUUUGUUAUUUGAAGAGCCUUAGUGAAUGUACGGCAUUGAGAUUUUUGUUUGAGUGGUGCAGAAGAAAACACCUCUUAUGGUCUUUAUUUUCUCAAAUUGGCACAUUGUCCUAUAAAUGUGUCAAUAAAAACGCGCAUUAUCCUGCUUGUCUGUACAUAGUUCUUGCAAUCCAUGUCAAACCUUGCUAAGUCUUCAUUUUUUUUUUUUAUGUGUGUCAAUGUUCUUAAUUUGGAAGAAAACGCAUUCUGAAAGAAAAUCCCAAUCGUUUGUGUUGCAUUCAUAGACCUAGAUUUAUAGGUUCUGGUCCUAUUAUUCAUUCAGUGUUUUAAGUUUUACAUUUGAUCGUAUUUUUUUCGAAAAUGUGUUUUUUCAAUGCCUUGCCAUUUGUUUUGGAGACGAACGUCCUGUGAAAUGGGUUGAAACCAAUUUGCUGCCGACUUGCAAACACUGUGUGCUCUGCUACCUUCGUCCUACCAAUGUGCCUUUAAUGUAAAAAGUUUGAAAAGGCUUCCGCUACCUUCGUUUGGUUAAAAAAAUUCAAAAUAUGUUUUCUUACAACCAUGUCAGAUAUUCCAGGUAUAUGCAUUGUUUCUAAAGCAAAGGCCAUCAAUUCAAUACUUGGUUAGGCUAUUGCAAAUAUAAUUUGCAAUUUAAAUCUAGAGGAAGAGACUACUUUGAUCGUUUUUGAUCAGUAUAUUUGUUCAGUGUUUAACAUCACUCGUUUGUUCGAAAAAUAAAAUGAUCAAAACUA